UUGGCAACGAGAACGCCGAUGGUUAUCAUGAGUUGGAGGACGAUGUUCAGCAUGCCUCGGUGUCGGGCCGGGGCCAUUUCAGAGAGAAGUGAUGCAUUGUCACCUUCCGUUGUCGAAAACCUAGUAGUUCUGGAGGACGAGUCAUAUGAAGCUGACAUUAGAAACUUGUUCCCGAAGAAUAAAGAGAACCAAAAUCAUGGCGAUGAACGUGAUCCUCAUGCUGUGUUCAAUGUACUGGAUAUGGUUCUUGUGGAGACAAUGGAGCGCUUGAAGAAGUUAAGGGAAAGCUUUAGGAUGGUUAGUAGAUGUAGCUUCCACCAAGGAAUGAUGAGUGUUCUUCACAGUGGAUUUAGAUUUGCUUCUGAUGGUGAUGGUGCGCUGAUUAGAAUGUUGUGUAGUUCGGGCAAAAUAAAAGCUGCUCUGGAGUUACAUAGCAAUUUGCUGGGGGGUCAUAUGGUUCCAGAUCUUUACACACAUAAUUUCCUUAUGAAUGGGCUUUGUAAAAUGGGUGACUUGUUAACUGCAACUUUUCUUCUUGAACGGAUGGCUGGAGUUGGUGUUUUUCCCAAUACUGUCACUUAUAAUACACUAAUUGAGGGGUACUGUCGUUGGGACCACCUAGAUAAGGCUCUCGAUCUUGUUUCUUCUAUGUCUCAAAGUGGAAUUAGUCCUGAUAUUGUUACUUGUAAUAUACUUGUUCAUGCUCUCUGCACCAAGGGACUUCAGGAAGAGAUUCAUACUGGGAAACUUGCUGAGAUAUUGGAAGAACAUUUUGAGGAGUCAAAUGUUAUUACGUCAACAAUUCUAAUGGAUGGAUGUUGUAGGCAAGGAGAUAUUAUUCAAGCGCUUGAAGUUUGGAAUGAGAUGUUUGGGAAAGGGAUAAGAAUUGACCGUAUUGCAUUUAAUGUACUCAUAAAUGGAUUUUGUUUGGUACUGGAUAUGAAGGUAGCAUAUAGAUAUUUCUCUGAGAUGUUUAAGAGGGGUUUCCUUCCUGAUGUUGUGACGUUCAAUACUCUUAUAAGCGGCUUUGCUAGAAAAGGAAGCAUACAUGAGGCUUGUGUCAUUCACAAUAGGAUGGAACUUGAUGGUCUGCGACCUGAUGCUAUCUCAUACAAAUUGGUUAUCCAAGCACUUUGUAAACAAGGUAACAUCACUGAAGCCUUCUCAUUCUUACAUAAGAUGUUAAACGAUCACCUGACCCCCGAUCGUCGUACUUGGAAUCUCAUACUUACUAGCUAUGCAAGACAUGGAGAUAUUAGUGGUGCUUAUUCCACUAGAGAUAUGAUGGUGGCAAUGGGUGUGGUUCCAAAUGUGUUCACCUACAAUGCGCUUAUCCAUGCUAAUGUGAAGGCGGGAAACAUAAGACAAGCUCUGUUACUGAAAAAGGAAAUGCUUACUAAUGGAAUCUUUCCUGAUGCAGUUACAUAUAACUUAUUAAUUGAAGCUGCGUUUAAUUCUGAACAUAAUGCUGAUCCUUUGAUCCCUAAAAUAUGGAAGUUUCAGCCCGACAUUUUCACUUACACUAUGUGGAUUGGAGGUCUUUGUCAACAGAGGAGAAUUCGAGAAGCUGGAAUGAUGUUUAACAAGUUGCUGAGAUCUGGUUUGCCUAUAGAUCAUGUGCCAUUUCAAAUUCUUAUAAAGUCUUACUGCAAAAGGGGGAAAGUUAUAGAAGCCUUAGACCUCUAUGAGAAAAUGAUGAGGAAGCAAAUUGUAUGUCAUUUUUCACUCUAUCGCUCAUUAUUUAUAGCAUUGAGGAAAAGCAGAUACUAUGUAGAUGCAAGUGAAGUGCCAUAUGAAUCUUGGCCCAACAUGAAUGCAGGAAUCUCUAAAGCCUGUUGAGUUCAAGGGGGCUGCUGAGAAAUCUGCAAAGAGAAAGAGGAAGAACCAGUACUUAGGCAUUCGUCAGCGUCCAUGGGGAAAAUGGGCUGCAGAGAUCAGGGACCCUUGCAAAGGAGUUCGAGUUUGGCGAGGAACA
Molecule: messenger RNA, 1975 nt
Organism: Asparagus officinalis (garden asparagus)
Lineage: Eukaryota; Viridiplantae; Streptophyta; Magnoliopsida; Asparagales; Asparagaceae
Product: pentatricopeptide repeat-containing protein At5g24830-like
Exons: 4
Coding region: 19-1839 (606 amino acids)
Molecular function (GO): protein binding
Source: RefSeq, a predicted model, not a curated record